Messenger RNA from Myripristis murdjan (pinecone soldierfish), 6010 nucleotides. It is a transcript of the gene espn, whose product is annotated as espin. Lineage: Eukaryota; Metazoa; Chordata; Actinopteri; Holocentriformes; Holocentridae. Gene Ontology annotation, molecular function: actin filament binding. The record is from RefSeq and is a predicted model, not a curated record. Gene Ontology annotation, biological process: actin filament bundle assembly. Bases 807 to 3650 code for a protein of 947 amino acids. The transcript has 16 exons. Gene Ontology annotation, cellular component: cytoplasm.
GGGCGUGUGUUCAAAAGGUCCAUUGCUGAAUUACUAUGUGGCCGUAUACUUGACUCCCACUACUCUUGCAUAACUUUCUCUGUUACUGAGUUUAAGUAGCCUCUUCCCUCUGUGCCUUUAACUUCUGAGCCGAUUUCCCAAGAGCAACAACAUGUAAGGAGCUCAGCGACCCUCCCCCUGAUGGAUUAUUUAACAAGUUGGUGAGACCCAUGUCGCCAUCUGCGAUAGGGAGGAAAAACACUACGGCAUCUCCUCUGAAGCAUAUGACAGGUCUGCGCAGCAUUUAAAUAGGACCCAAAAAAUAAACAAAACUAACAAAGCAAACCCAUUUUUCACCGAGGGAUAAAACAGUUAAUCCGUAAACAACAGCGGGUCAGCUUUGCAACAAGUGUUAGGCAUCCUGCCGGCGGCGGAGACAGAAAACAGGCGCUCAGGUGAGGUGCGUCUUCUGGCCAAAUAUUACAUGCAACGCAGGUCCGUUUUCCGCGAAAAUAGCCUAUAUAAUUGCAUGUUAGUGAAAUAUGGAUUGUGAUAGGGCUGCGGACGUAUUUCAACAUGUAAAAAGGUGUCUUUUGUAAAAUUCGCGUCGCCCGUGAAGGAAAAGAAACGUUAAAGGUGUUUACUGCCGCUUUUGAAUAAGCGCACGUAGGAUAUGAUGCGGAUUGAUACUUUAUCUUUUCCCCCAAAUUAACCGGAUGACUUGGGUGAACUGCGCGCAGCAACAAAAUACAAUGCUGACCCUCACCCACACGGUGAACUAAUCGGGCUUAACGCGGGGUGCUGAGGGAGUCGCCAGAGCUGCAGUCAUGGUGGUGGAGAGGACGCUGCUCGCCGCACGGCAAGGGGACGUACAAACUCUCAAAGUGCAAUUAGCGGCAAAAGUGCUCAACAGCGACGUGAAAGAUGUUCUGGGGGCGACGCCUGUCCACCACGCCGCCCGGGCCGGGAAGCUCACCUGCCUCCGCUUCCUGGUGGAGGAGGCUGGUCUGCCGGGGAACUGCAUGGCCAACAACGGAGCCAGCCCGGCGCACGACGCGGCGGCCACCGGGAACCUGGCCUGCCUGCAGUGGCUGCUGACACAGGGGGGAUGUCGAGCAGUGGACAGAGACAGUUCUGGCGCUACCGUUCUCCAUCUUGCAUCCCGCUUCAGUCACCAUGAGAUCACUGAUUGGCUGCUGAAGACUGGCGAGGUGGACCCCGGGGCCUCCACCGACACCGGCGCCCUCCCCGUUCACUACGCUGCUGCCAAGGGUGACCUGCCCUCUCUCCGACUGCUGCUGGGUCACAGCCCAAAUGUUGUCAAUUCCCAAACAACGAACGGUGCCACACCCCUCUACCUGGCCUGCCAGGAGGGUCAUCUGGAGGUCGUCCAGUAUCUGGUCAAGGAUUGUGGGUCAGAUCCAAGCAUUAGAGCCAAUGACGGGAUGACACCUCUGCAUGCCGCCGCCCAGAUGGGUCACAACACUGUCAUCGUCUGGCUGAUGAGUUUCACAGACGUCAGCCUGGCAGACAGGGACGGUGACGGGGCGACAGCCAUGCACUUCGCCGCCAGCCGCGGACACGCCAAAGUGCUCAGCUGGCUGCUGCUGCAUGGCGGCGAGAUCAUCACUGACAGCUGGGGAGGGACCCCGCUACACGACGCUGCUGAGAACGGGGAGCUGGAGUGCUGUCAGAUCCUUGUUGUUAAUGGGGUGGACCUGGGCAUCAGGGACCAGGAUGGCUUCUCGGCAGCGGACCUGGCCGAAUACAACGGCCACUCCCAGUGUGCCAAAUACCUGCGCACUGUGGAGAACAUGGUGAGAGACACAGCCACGCUCCAUAGUGUGGAGCACCGUGUUUUGUCCCGGGACCCCUCAACAGACCUGGAGUACAAGCAGCCAGACUCGGGCCUCUCUUCCCCAAACACCACCAUGCCCCCUGCCAACCAGGUGGCACACUUCGACAUCAGGUCGCCCUCCAGCUCCCUGUCCAAUUACGACUCCGCCAACUCCAGCCAGUCCAGCACCGGGGAGAAAAGGAGCAGCUUACCCUCACACGCGCCGCCGGCCCAGAUCAACACAGUCUCACAUGCAGGGACCCCAGAGUCGGCCAUCACAGACAUGCAGGCCUACAUGGACAUGCUGAACCCAGACAUUGGGUCUGAAGCUCCCAAGAGGGGUGAGGAGUCCACCCCUGAUGCUGCUUCAAAGCUCCCGCCACCACCGACUUUUCCUCCCCCGCCUCCCCCUCAGUGUCCUCCAGUGCCGCCGCCGCCUCCCAGCUACCCAGCACCUGAGCCGCCCGCGCAGGAGCCGGCGUCAGCUGAGUUCCUGAAGGUGAAGAGCAACCUGCGACGCGUGGAGAAGAAGGCGCUCCCCUCUGGAGAAAACCCUGACAGGCUGCGGCGUGUGGACUCAAACAGGAAGUCGAGGAGCUUCAGCAAGCAGCCCAGCACUGGGGACUACUACAAGACCCUGGGCAGCGACACGGCCGAACCCCGUGGGAGCAGAGGCAUGGCGCCCAACGAGGAGGGCUCAGCGUUAUUGGAGGAGCCUGCUGAAAGUCCCGCCCCUGCUCCUGAGAAUGGCACCGUCGAGGAGCUGGUCCCGCCCCCACCUCCUCCGCCGCCGCCCCCGCUCCCCCCCAGCAACCCGACCCCUCCGCCCCCUCCACCCCCCUCGUUGCCCCCGGAGACGCCAACCCCCCAGAAUCACUCAGCCAGCAGCACCAACCAGCGACGCCCGUCUUCCUCUUCAGGAAGCGGGGGUCUCUCUCUCUCUCAGGCAGAGGGAGGGCCGCUCAGACAGAUGAAAAGCACGAAAUCUUUCAACAUGAUGUCCCCCACUGGCGACAACUCGGAGCUGCUGGCAGAGAUCAAAGCAGGGAAAAGCCUGAAGCCCACACCUCACAGUAAAGGCUACACCACUGUGUAUUCCAGCAGCGGACCCCCGGGCAACAAUGGGAACACCCCAUCUCCACCAGAGACCCGCACUUCCACCCCUCCGGCCAAGCCCUUGUCCCCGCCGCCCUCCAAUCUGCCUGUCACCUCGCCACCUGCCACUCCCACCCCCAGCCCGACCGGCUCCGGCUCUUCCAGGAACCUGUCGUCCUCCAUGAGCUACGAGCAGCUGCCAUCCAACUCGGUCAUCAAUGGGAACAGUGGUGGCGGCAGCACAUCAGGGACGGUGCGGAAGACGAGCCUCGCGGACGUGGAGGCGCUAGUGCCCACCCACGACGAACAGGGCAAAGCGAUCCCCGAGUGGAAGAGGCAGGUGAUGGUGCGGAAGCUUCAGGUCAAGAUGCAAGAGGAGGAAGAGCACAAGCGCAAGGCGGAUGAGGAGGCAGCGCGCCUGGCAUCGAUGCCAGCCUGGAGGAGAGACAUCAUGAAGAAGAAAAUGGACGAGGAGAGGUUGGACAGGGAAUCUAAAAGAGAGAGAGAGGAUCUGAGAUCGAGCGCUCCAUCUAGUGGCCAAAAAUUGUUACAUAAGUUCCAUGGGAAUCAGGCACUGCAGCUGAAUUGCAGAAAAGAGGAGGAACAAGCAAAACAGGCCAAGGAGACGGAGGAGAAGACAGAGCUGGAGCGACUACGGACCCUCGGCUACGACGAGACCAAGCUGGCACCCUGGCAGCGGCAGAUCAUCCUGAAGAAAGGGGACAUAGCCAAACAGUGAGCUCGGCCGUCUCCACUCGCCUGCCCCACAACGCUCCCCUCCCACACACACAUGCACACACACACACACACACACACACACACACACACACACACACACACACACACAAACACACACACACACCCCAUGGCCUUCAUCGAACGCCUGUCCCUCCCUGAUCCUCCGUUCUGAACGACACCCUGAGGAAGCGCCUCUCUCCUCUGAACCCGUCUCACUCUUUGGCCUCUGGAAACACAGGACCGGGCUUCGGCUGCCACUGUUUGCACAGGCUGUGAAACUCGGCCUCUUUGAAACGCAGUGGCGCCACCCUCUGCCUCCCGCCGAGCAUCUCAAGGACACAAACUGUUGGUCUACUAUCCUUAAAAAUUAGCGACGUCAGAUUCAAAGGACUACAUUAGCAAGUUGAAUUAGAUGCGCUCCUUCUUACUCCCCUCUCUCAUGACAUUUUCUAAAACAAUGUGCGUCUGAACUGUAUGAAGGUUGUCCUUAGUAGCAGAUCUUUUAAUGGCACUGUUUGCUUUAAUGUUGUAGAUACUGUUCACACGAAUGUCCAUAGGAAAAUUUACUCAAACAGAUUUACGCUAACAGCUUUGUGUUAGAUGGAGAGGGGAUAGUGUUGGAGCUGUCACUUUUGCCAUGGGGAAACAAUGCCUGUCACUGCAUUUGUGUUUUCCUGUUAUCAGCCACACACAUCAAUAUGUAGUGCAUGGAAACUGAAAUCUGCAAAAGUUGCGGAUAACAUUAGCAGUUUGAAGAUGGCACGAUUAUCAACAGCAACAGCUCGUUCCAACCCGAAGCAGCUAAUGCACACUGUAUGUUAGGCAGUAUCACUAUCUCCAAUAUUAUAUUAUAUGUACUCUAUUUAGUAAUAAGAUUUUUGUAUUGAGCUCAUAGCAGCAUUUUCUAAAUGGCUUCAUUUUACUGCCACAAUUAUUAUUCUUGUAAGAAAACAGAUCCUAAGACUGCUCACAUUAAUCUGUGUUUCUCUAGGUCUGCUUGUUGUCAUUUCUCUGUGAAUUUGGAAUAUUUAUAGAUCCUAUUUCAAAUCAAGCAAAGAUUAUGUAGUUGCACAAAUUGAAAUUAAUCAUCGCUGGAUAAAAAAGCCCAAUGUUCCCAUUUCACUUCUCUGUGCUGUAUGUGUCCUAAAUUUUAAGCUAUUGUGAUCAUGAAUGUGAAUGUUGUCUGUGCAUGUGUUCCAUAACGUGUGUCAUGCAUGUUGUGAUGUAUUAUUAAGCGCAUUUUACUUGGGGGCCCUGCAUUUUUGCAAAAACAAACAUCACACACAUGAUAUCAGUACAGUCCUGCAUUUUUUUCCCCCUUUUGAUCAUGACAAAUCAAAUGCACAGGAAGAGCAGCAUCUCACACCAAACCUCUCGUCUGCACACUGAAUAUUGCAAGUGUCUUAUUCAGAGCCUUGUCCCACUAACCUUGGGAUAAAUGUUUGAUGAGUAGAUCUCCUUACCGACUGAAGAGAGCGCUCUCUGUCCGCCAGAGACUCGUGCAUUCAUGACCACACCUCGGCCUGAGCAUGCUGUCAAAAAUGUACCGCCACUUGAAUUAUGCUGUUUGUGCAAAGCAUUCAUUUUCAAUCCCAGACUGAUGUUUUGGCUCAAAUAUUCUACCACUUUGAAUAAGAGCAACGAAAUUAAUAUGUGCUUAUAUUUCAGAUAGAACACCGUGCAUGAAAAAAAAAAAUGCCAGAUUGAGAUAUUUUUGUUGCUAUUUGUAAACCACGCCCUCCAGUUCCAGGAUUUCAUCAGUUACUUGGUUUCACACCAUUUUGGACUGGAUUUAAUCAAUUUGGUACUAAAUGUUGGGAAUGUGGGAAAUCUGUUUUGGAUGUUUUCAUAUAAAUAAGGAGACACAUUUCACAAUAUUUGUAGAGCAUGAAUCAGUCUGCUGUUGCAUCUCUGGAAUAACUGCACCUCAAAAUCGAGCUGGAAGUGUCUUUCUGAAUAUGAAUGUCCGUAAACAGACGAGCAUCCCCACAUCAUGGAAAAUAAGCUAUAUGUUUACUUUGUCUAUGCUGGAUGUACAUUUUUUGCAGGUGUAACAUAUUAAACGUACACACUAUGUCAUCACGGAAGACAUGGUCCUGGUCGGGCAAUCAUUUGGAAAUGUUCUAAUUCACUUUCAUUGGAUGCCAUAUUGAUGUUGAAAUUGAAAAUGAUGUAAACGUCAUUGCCAUUUGAUUUUCUAUAUAUAUUAAUAUAUAAACUCUGUAUGUAGUAACCCUCUAAAUUUUUGUUGUUUCAUUGUUUCCAUUAUAUCACUGAUAUGUUACAAUUCUCACUCUUGCUUAAUAGAAUGUAAUUAUAUUUUCAAACUGUCAAUUGAGGAAAAUAAAUCUUAAAUGACUA